Molecule: messenger RNA, 2055 nt
Organism: Leptinotarsa decemlineata (Colorado potato beetle)
Lineage: Eukaryota; Metazoa; Arthropoda; Insecta; Coleoptera; Chrysomelidae
Product: cysteine-rich protein 2-binding protein
Molecular function (GO): acyltransferase activity, transferring groups other than amino-acyl groups
Source: RefSeq, a predicted model, not a curated record
GUUUACUUCUAUACGGUGCUUUCGCUUUUGUGUAGAAUUCUGUGGCCAAAAUGAAUGUAUUUGAAUCAGACGAAUACGUUUUGAAUACAUAAGUGCCAGAGUGCCAGUUUUUGAUAUUUAUUCUGACAUUGUCUAAAUUCAUUUCAUUGUAUGUUUUAAUAUUUUUAAAAAACACAGCAUCUAGAAUUAUGGAGGUAUUUACGGAAGACAAGUUCUGCAAGUACUGUGAAGAGAAACUAGGAAUAAGUUUGGAAGAAGGACUACAAUGCAGCGAAUGUAAUAAAAAUGUUCAUUUGAAAUGUCUAAAAAGGGGCUCGGUGCCCGGAGGACUUUAUGGCGAUGUUUUUUUUUCGUUCACUUGCCAGGAAUGUUCUUCCACAGAAAUUGAAGUAUUUUCAAGAAUCAAAUUGUCCUGGUUGCAAGUAGUUGUCUUAGUUUUAUAUCAUCUGCACUAUAAAAGUCCUGGACUAGCUAGAAAAGGGUUUUUCCAUUGGAGGCAUCAUAUUGGUAAAUUUAUCGAUAAAAAUUGGGAAACAUUAUUCACCAAUGAAUGCAAAAAGAAGAAAAAAUGGACUGGGACCGUAGCAGGUACUCUUUCCCACUUCAGUAAAUACAUUUUUGUGUCAGGAAAUGCUGUUCUCAAUAAACCUGCUGUUUGGGCCUUGAUGUACCCAAAACUUACUCCUCUUGCUAUUUCUUGCAUAUAUUCGGUAAUGAUGCUCGAGAAACAGCACAUGAAAAAUCAAAAGUUAACCCUUAUUCCAGAUGAUGAUCUUUUUCAUGUAACAGUUCGCAAAUGUAUUGAUAAUGAAGACUUUUUGCAAGUUUUAACAGAUACACAAAAUAUUUGUGAAACCCAAGAUAACAGUGAUGAUAAUGAUGUAGUAUUCGACAAUGCCCAAAUUGUCAAAAAAAUGAAAAGGAGGAAAAACUGUGCUUCUCAAGUUUCUAAGAAAAUGAAGAAAUUAUCUAAUUGUGAAUCAAUGCUGCCAAGUGACCUCCCUGGAUUAAGCAGUUCCACAGAUUUUCAAGAAGAAACUGAAUAUCGCAUAAUUUCAAGUACAACAAAUGAUGCAACCACAGUAGGAGAAGUAGCAAAAUAUGUGGACCCUAUGUGUUAUUAUAAUACUUCCUUGACGAGUUUUUCUAGAACAAAAGGGCUUGAUAUGUAUUUGAAACUGACUGGAGGAAUUCGAGAAUUACCAAUAAAGUCACCCUUCAGUGGUAUUCACCUUCCACCUUAUAUUUUUAGAGACACCGAUACAUUUCCUCCCUGGUUGAAGCUACUGGCAAGAAUAAAGCUUGAAGCAAAUAAAAAAGUUGAAAACUAUAUUUUACCGCCUCGGGGAGUUAUUGACUUUGUAUAUGUUCAGCCCGACCUUAUUCCAGCUUUAAACAAUCUUUGCAACCAGUUUUUCUGGCCUGGAAUUGAUUUAACAGAAACAUUAAAAUAUCCAGAAUACAGUUGUGUCGUUUUGUACAGAAGACUCAUUGUUGGAUUCGCUUUCAUGGUGCCCGUUAAAUUUAAGGAAAAUUAUAUGCCAUUCAUAUUUACGAGACCACAUUGGAGAAAUUGUGGAAUUGGACAAUUCAUGAUAUAUCAUCUGAUGCAGGUUUGCAUGGGUAAAGACAUCACACUGCAUGUGCCAACGGAUAAUCCUGCUAUUAUACUGUUCAAAAAAUAUGGUUGCCAAAUAGAGAAUCACGUAGAAGGUUUCUAUGACAAGUACUUAGGAGUUGAUAUGAAAAAACCAAAACAUGCAUUUUUCUGUCGACUAAGUAACGACUGGCCCCCCUAAACUUGAUGAAAACAUUUUUUAGAGUAAAUUGAUUUUUUUUAGUGAUACUGGUACUGAUAGAUGAAUAUUUUGGAAAUAUAUUUAAUUACUAUCAGUAGUUACCAAUUAUGUGAAUACUGUUGACAUGUUCAUUUUUAGGUCAGGUUCCAUGUAAAAAAUAUUUUAUGUUGGUAAUAUGUUUUGUUAUUCUGUUUUAUAUCUUGUAUGUGAAGUAAUGUUUAAUGGUUUACAGAAUUAAAAAAUAUAUUUUUUUAGA